AUUAACUCUAAUGUUACUUGCGCAGGAAUCAAGAAAAAUAUAACCAAAGAUGCUAGAAAGUCUAAGAAGAGGAGAUCACUUUCUAAAGAGGAGAAGCGAGCUGCAAGAGUCUUAGCGGAAGUACCACAUCCCCAUCCAUGGACCAUGGCCAAGACUCUGUCCGUCAGCGAUGUCAAUGGUCUAAGCCGACUUAUGCUGAACACAGUGGACGCCGAAACCCACAUCGUUAGUUAUCUCCCUACAGAUGUCCAAGAGAACAUCCAACAAGGAAUUGGAAUCGAGAUCACAGCUUACGACCAAGAAAAGGGAACUGAGCACAAGUUGGUUUUCAAGAGACACGUCAAUACAUCAAAAAGCUAUGUUUUAAACGGUGGCUGGUCUGCAGUGUUUUCCAAGAAGAAAAAAUUGGUGGAAGGAGACACGAUUGGACUCUUCUGGAAUAAUACUAACUCUAGGCUCCACGUUGGUGUGCUUCAGAGAAAGAAAGAUGAGAAAGAUCUAGUUUGCUGA
Molecule: messenger RNA, 510 nt
Organism: Camelina sativa (false flax)
Lineage: Eukaryota; Viridiplantae; Streptophyta; Magnoliopsida; Brassicales; Brassicaceae
Source: RefSeq, a predicted model, not a curated record